GUCCACCACAUUAGGGUAUUUUGGUCAUUCAGCUGCCUUGAAAAAUCCUCAAUCGCCCGCCAACUAAAGCCCUCGGUCCGAGCUCAGUGCAUCAACAACCCAACGGCGCACAUUAUCAAAACGCAGGCUACUGAAUUAUUUUACUCUUUUGCCCCUGCAGAACCGCUGGCAUUUGUCUCGGUCGUCGUUGGGGGCUCUCUUGGUUUUCUUGGACACACGGAGUGGCCUAGAAAAUCUAGGAUUGUUUUCCCGGGAAUUUUUGGGUCUGGUAAGAAAUUUAGGGUAUAUUUUCACUUCCGGAAGGUUCCAAUGGGCCAUUUGCUAUUGUGAACGUUGUCUGGUGAAGUCCCAACACAGUUGGGGCUAUUUAUGAGCACGAGAUCCCGAAAAUCGGAACAGGAAGUGGGCAGAGUAGGCAGGAGAUAGAUGGACCCUGCCCUGAAAUAUGCCAUGUUGUUAAUCCUUCUUGGAUGGGUGAUUUGGGAUGUUUUCCCAGUUUCUAGUUUAGUGAACGCUUCUCCUGCAAAACAUGAUUUUGGGCAUUGUGAAAGAACUGUGAAAAAAUGGGCAUCUUCUUCGCUUGAUUUAGAAGUGAAAGAAGACAAACAUACACUUCAAGAUUUGCUGUUUUUCCUCCAUGUCCCAAGAACAGGAGGCCGAACAUAUUUCCACUGUUUCUUGAAAAGGCUGUACCCUAGUUCUCUGGAAUGUCCGCGUUCUUACGAUAAGCUGCGAUUUGAUCCUAGCAAACCAAAUUGCAGGUUGUUGGUUACUCAUGAUGAUUAUAGCAUGAUGUCUAAGCUUCCCAGGGAGAAAACUUCAGUAGUUACAAUUCUGAGGAAUCCACUUGAUCGAGUCUUUAGCGCUUAUGAAUUUUCAGUAGAGGUUGCAGCUAGGUUUUUGGUGCAUCCUAACUUAACUUCUGCCAAACAAAUGGCUCUACGCAUACGUUCAAAAACUAAAGGAGUAAGUACACUGGAUAUUUGGCCAUGGAAGUAUUUGGUUCCAUGGAUGAGAGAUGACCUCUUUGCUCGGAGAGACGCUAGAAAGGACAAGGGUCCAAAUUAUGUUAAAGGCAAUGAUUCGUACAACAUGGAAGAGAUUGUCAUGCCAUUACAUGAAUACAUUAAUGAUCCUAUUGCUCGAGACAUUAUUCACAAUGGAGCUACAUUCCAGGUUGCAGGACUAACAAACAACUCUUAUUUAGCGGAAGUGCAUGAAGUACGUCAUUGUGUACAAAAGUACCAGACUCUUGGGGCAUUUGUGCUUGAAGUUGCCAAGAAGAGGUUGGAUAAUAUGUUAUAUGUUGGCAUCACUGAAGACCACAAGGAAUCUGCAACAAUGUUCGGAAAUAUGGUUGGUGCACAGGUGAUUUCACAGUUGAUGGCAUCGAGCUCUAGCAUGGAGGGUGCUGCUAAUAACUUAUCAGAACAAAGCACUUCUUUUCCUGAUUCCAAGUCUGACAAUAGUCAUCAUCAGGAUCCAAAUAAUAGUACAGGUCAAGAGGCUGGUGAAAUUGAUUCUACAAUUCCAUCAACAGAAAAUGUUGAAACGACAAAGGAAAAUAUAACUGUGGGAGAACUCAUGAAAUCUUAUGAAGUAUGCAUUUCUAGUUUACGAAAAACUCAAUCAUAUCGGCGCACCAAUUCUUUAAAGGCAAUCUCCCCAGCAAACUUUUCAAAGGAGACACGUCUUCAGGUUCCCCAAAUGGUUCUCCAGCAGAUAAUAUCACUCAACAGUCUUGAUGUAGAGCUCUAUAAGUAUGCUCAGAGCAUUUUUGCGAAGCAACACAAACACUUCAUGCGGAAGUUGGAUACUACAGACAUGCAGGAGAGCAUAUUCGACAUUGCUUAUGACAACCCUCUUUGGAAAGUUGUUUCGUUAGCCAUUUCCCUGGUCUGUCUUCUUUUGCUCAUCUUUCUAAUUGUAAACGCAAAGAGAAGAACAUCAAAACUUAAAAUAUGAAAUACCAUCCCAUUAUAUGUUUGUGGGAUAUGGACAGAAAAGGUUGCGGGGAAGAAGCAAUGGAAAGUAAGGAUCAUUUUUGUGCUUAUUCAUGGUCAGUCAGUUGCUCAUUACUCUUAUAUUUAAACUAAUCAUGGACUAUUUUUGGUAUAAAUGACUAUUUAUGAUGAGGGGAAGGUAAUAUGGUCAAUUUUUAACAAUAUCCUGUAUUUUUUUUUAUUCUUGUUUGUAAAUUUGAUGCUAUUUUGGGAUUGGAUUGAUAAUGGCGGUUUGUAAGAUUUAGUCAGAUUUAGACACUGUGAACCAGUUUUUAGUUCCUGAAAGCUUUACACAAUGAAUUGGCCACAUUCCAAAUAUGUAAAGAUAUGAUAUUUCCUGUUC
This is a messenger RNA of Vitis vinifera (wine grape), 2346 nucleotides long. Its product is annotated as protein-tyrosine sulfotransferase. The record is from RefSeq and is a predicted model, not a curated record. The transcript is spliced from 13 exons. NCBI's taxonomy places the organism in Eukaryota, Viridiplantae, Streptophyta, Magnoliopsida, Vitales, Vitaceae. Gene Ontology annotation, cellular component: membrane. Bases 427 to 1965 code for a protein of 512 amino acids. Gene Ontology annotation, molecular function: heparan sulfate 6-sulfotransferase activity.